CUAUAUGCAACAGUGAUAUCCUUGAUAAACUUCCUAGAGUUAUAAAUUGCCAUCAACUUAAUUUUUUUUCAAAUUGAUAAUGAUGAUUCAUCUUUGAGAAUACCUAACGGUAUUUUUAAAGGAAUGAAAAAACUCAAAGUGUUAAUAUUGAAUGGUUUUUUUCAUUUGUCAAACUUGGAAAAAUUAAUUAAAGGUCUAUCAAAUCUCAGAAUGCUUUGUUUGGAGCGAUGCAAUUUAGAUGGCAAUUUGUCAAUCAUAGGAAAGUUGAAAAAAUUAAGAAUUCUCAAUUUUUCUGGGUCUCAAAUUGAAAAUUUUCCAGAGGAGUUGUGGUGUUUAGAUAAACUACAAUCUCUAGACACCAGCAAUUGCUGCAUACAAAGGAUGUGCCUACCUAAUUCUAUAUCAAGGUUGACUUCUUUGGAAGAGUUGUAUAUAAGAAAGUGCUUGAUCAACUCUCUUGUGGUAAAAGAGACAAAUGUGCAAAUUGCAUUGCUUUCUAAACUAAAAGACUUGCAUCAAUUGAAAGUGGUGGACUUGAGCCUCCCAAAUGUUGCAGUUUUUCCCAAGGACUUGUUCUUUGACAACUUAAAUGAUUACAAGUUUGUGAUUGGAGACAUCAAGGUGUUUUCAGAUGGAGAUUUCAGGAUGCCUAAUAAGUACGAACCAUAUAGAUCUUUGGCAUUGCAGCUGAAGGAGGAUACUAACAAUAUUCACUCUCAAAAUGGGAUAAAAUUGUUGUUUAAAACAGUUCAAAAUUUGUUAUUGGGAGAGAUAAAUAGUGUUAAAAAUGUUAUUUAUGAGUUGAAUUUGGAUGGAUUUCCAGAUCUGAAACACUUAUCUAUCACAAAUAAUUUUAGCAUCAAACAUAUCUUUGAUCCAAAGGAUUUGGCUCAUCCUUUGGAUGUUUUUCCCAAUUUGGAAUCUUUAUGCCUCUAUAAAUUGCGAAACAUAGAGAUGAUAUGUUGCGGUCCAGUUACAGAUGUCUCAUUUACCAAAUUGAAGACCAUCAAGAUCAAUAUGUGUGCCCAUUUGAAGAAUGUCAUCUCAAUUUACAUGAUUAAACUUCUUUCUAAUGUAGAAACAAUUGAUGUUUCUGACUGUGAUUCUAUAGAGGAGAUUGUUGAAAUACCUGCAAAUUCUGCUAAGGUUGAGUUUCUUAAGUUGCACUCUUUGACUCUAGAAUCCUUAUCACCAUCAUUUACUAGUUUUUGCAGUAGAGAAGAGAAAGACAUGGUUCCUCCUCUCUUUGGUAAAUUGGUUAAAAUUUCAAAUUUAGAUAGCUUGAAUUUAUCCUCGAUCAACAUCCAAAAGAUAUGGUGUGACCAGUCCCUGUCAAGCUUUUGCUUUCAAAACUUAAUAAAAUUAGUUGUGAAAGACUGUAAUAAGUUGAGAUAUUUGUGUUCAUUGUCUGUGGCUAGCGGUUUGAGAAUGUUAAAAAACCUCUAUGUAAGUGAGUGUCAUGCAAUGGAGAAGAUUUUUUGCACCGAAGGAAAUGGUGUACACAAGGUCUUUGUCUUUCCAAAGUUGGAGGAAAUCCACCUCAGCAAAAUGAAAAUGUUAACAGACAUAUGGCAGACUAAAAUGAGUGUUGAUUCCUUUUGUAGUCUCAUUUCUGUGCACAUUGAAGAAUGUGAAAAAUUAGACAAGAUUUUUCCGAGUCACAUGGAAGGAUGGUAUGCAAGUUUGGAAAAGUUGAAGGUUGUUAAUUGUCUUUUUGUGAAAGUGAUUUUUGAAAUCAAAGAUUCCCAACAAAGAGAUGCAUUUGGUGGAAUAGACACAAAUUUGCAAAGUAUUUUUCUUUACCGCCUCCCAAAGUUGAAGCAAGUGUGGAGCACAGAUCCAAGAGGAAUUCUCAACUUCAAAGAAUUGCAGAGUAUAGAUGUAUCUUUUUGUCAUAGAUUGAGGAGUGUCUUUCCGACUUCUAUGGCCAAAGAUGUUCAAAAGAUUGAAUACAUGUCAGUAAGCUCUUGUACGAGAAUGGUGGAAAUCAUUGCUUGUGAAGAUGGAUUAGAAAAUGAACCAUUAGUGUUCCCUGAAUUGACCAACAUGAAAUUAUAUUUCCUAAAAAACAUGGAGCGUUUCUAUAAGGGAAGACAUGGUAUAAAGUGUCCAAAAAUGAAUAAGUUGAUAGUGGUGAAAUGUGGGAAGCUUGAAACGUUCCAAAUAAAAAGAAGUGAAAGCACAAAUGAAGAAGUAGCAGUUUUCUCAACACCUAAAGAGCUUUUUCCCAACUUGGAGUUUUUGAAUAUUGACGUUGACCAAGCAGAGAAGUGGUUGUUGAGCAACAUCAAAAUGUACAGAAUGCACCGUUUAAAACAGCUUUUUAUCUCCGGGGAAGUUAGUUUUGACUCUCUCUACCAGUUUCUGUACAGAAUGCCAAAUCUAGAAAAGUUAUCGCUAUGGCUUGAUAAAUUAAUGUCAAGUGCAAACAUUGCAGCACAGGAAAGAUUAGGAACCGUAUUACAGUUGAAGGAAUUGGUUUUGUCAUAUUCAUUUACAGAGGAUAUAGGACUUGAACGACACCCGUUUCUACGGAGACUUGAACUUUUGACCUUACAAGGGUGUGACAAUUUGUCGAUUUUAGCUCCUCCCUGGGUAUCAUUGACUUACUUGACAUAUUUGGAAGUAAAGUCUUGUCAUGGAUUAAGGAAUUUAAUGGCAUCCUCAAUGGCAAAAAGCUUGGUUCAACUUAAGACCAUCAAGGUAAUCGAUUGUAAUGAAAUAAAGGAAAUAAUAAUAAGCUAUGAGGGAAAUGAAAAAGAAAACAUCGAAAUUGUAUUUAGCAAUUUGAUUACUAUAGAACUUGUGACUCUAAAACAGCUCACAAGUUUUUGCAGCAACAAGAAUUGUAAAUUCAAAUUCCCUUUAUUGGAAAUAUUGAUUGUGAGAGAAUGCCCCAAGAUGGAAACAUUCUCGGAGAAUCUGGCAAGUGCACCAAAGUUACAAAAUAUACUUGCUGUUGAAGGAGAAGAAGAAGCGAAAUGGCAGUGGGAACGCAACUUGAAUGGCACCAUACAAAAUGUUUUCAAUGAUAAGGUUUCUUUCAGAUACUCAGAGCAUUUGGAUCUUUCCAGUUAUCCUGAAUUUAUAGAGCAACUAUGGCAUCGCAAUCAUUUGGAUAUACAAAACAACUUUGGCAAUUUGAAAAGUUUGGAUGUAUACGAAUGUGAUAGUCUAGAGUACGUAAUUCCAUCUCAUUUACUUCCUUGCUUUGAGAAUUUGGAAGAAAUAUGGGUAUGGAAUUGCAGAGAAGCACGGGUCAUAUUUAAUAUAAGUGAUGAGACAAAAGCUUUGGGAAUAAUCCGUUUGAAAAGAUUGAGUUUAGAUGAUCUACCAAAACUAGAGCAUGUAUGGGACAAGGAUCCUGAGGGAAUUAUUGACCUUCAAGUGCUACGAUAUAUGCAUGUUGAAAGAUGUGAUAGUCUGAAAAGUUUAUUUCCAGCAGGGGUGGCUAAAAAAGAUGUUACCUGCAGACUUGAAAUGCUUGAGGUAACAAAGUGUAGAGAGUUGGUAGAAAUAUUUUCAAAGGGUGCAGAAUCAGAAGGAGCAACAAAAAUGUUUGUGUUUAGUUCUCUCACCUCAUUGACUCUAACACAAUUGCCAAAACUCAAAUACUUCUAUCCCGGAUUACACACGCUUGAAUGUGAAGAUGAUGCAGAGGAGCAAGUCCUUAUUGAAAUUGAAAAGGUUAUCCAAACCCCCAGCUUGAAGAAAGUGUCAUUCAGUAUUGGACACAUCCAGGUUACAUGGGAUCGAGAGUCUGCAGGAGGGCAAUUGCAGUUUGAUAAACUAAAAGACUUUAAAGAAUUGUUAGAUAGUGCUCCUCUAUACAGAUUCCUUCACAAGCUUCCCAAUAUACAAAAGCUUGCAUUUAACCGGUGUUGGUUUGAAGAGAUGUUCUCCGCUGAAAGACCGAAUGCUGAUUACACUCCUAUCCUUUUGCACCUCAAAGUAUUAGAGUUAAGUCAUACGAAAGAGCUUAAGUCCAUUGGUUUAGAGCACUCUUGGCUACAACCCUUUCUUGAGAAUCUCCAAACAUUACAAGUAAAUAAUUGCUGGAACUUGUCAAACUUGGUACCAUCACCAUGCACAGUAUCUUUCCCCAAUCUGACAUAUUUGAAAGUUGGGAAUUGCUAUGAACUGGUCUAUUUGUUUACAUCCUCGACAGCCAAAAGUUUGGGUCGACUCAGAAGGCUGAAGAUAGAAAAGUGUAAAUCACUGAUAGAGAUAGUGUCCAGUGAGGGAAAUGAAUCAGAUGAGGAUGAACAAAUAAUAUUUGAGCAGCUCCAGGUUUUGUAUCUUAAAGAAUUAGGUGUGUUAAGAUGGUUUUACCCUGGGAAUUAUACUUUACGUUUUCCAUGCCUGGAGCAAGUGCACGUAAUCGAUUGUAGGUGGAUGAAAACUUUCAGUCCAAACAACAUAAUAAAUCAUUCAACAACAACAAAGUGGUUUUCUGCAGAAUAUGGGACAUCCCAACAGUGUGAUAAUCAUAAUUCUACUGCGCACAGGAUAUUAUUUGAGGAAAAGCUUCGCAACUUAGAACAUCUGGAAGUAGUUGGAGACGAAUGGAAGAUGAUUUGGAAAGAAGUAUUUGAGGGAAACCUUUUCUUACAAAAGUUAAAAGGUGUAAGUUUUGAGCGCUGUGAGACAGAUGUAUUUCCAUGUGAGUUUCUACAACAUGUUCCCAAUAUAGAGAGGCUUCAGGUGAGAGAGUCCCGAUAUGAGGAUGAUAUUGGGUUAGAGAACUCUUGGAUUCAGCCCAUCCUCCCAAAUAUAACAGUUUUGAAAAUAUAUCGUUGCAAUAGUCUGCGGUGUUUGUUCACAUCCUCAACAGCCAAAAGUUUGACUCAGCUCAAAACAAUGGAGAUAGAAAGGUGUGAUUCAAUUGAAGAGAUAAUAGUGUGUAAUAAGGAGAGGGAUGAAUCAAACGAGGAUGAGAUAAUAUUUCCAAAGCUCAAGUCUUUAAAUCUAGAAGAGUUAUCAAAGCUCAAAAGCUUCUACAGAGGGAGUUUAAGUCUCCCAUCCUUAGACCAAUUGAAGGUAUCCUCUUGCAGCACGUUGGAAUAUUUAUUUACAUCCUCAACAGCCAAAAGUUUGGCUCAGCUCAAAAUAAUGGAGAUAAGUUGGUGUGAUUCAAUAGAAGAGAUAGUAGUGUGUAAUAAGGAGGGGGAUGAAUCAAAUGAGGAUGAGAUAAUAUUUCCGAACCUCAACUCUUUAAAUCUAGAAUGGUUACCAGAGCUCAAAAACUUCUAUAGAGGGAGUUUAAGUCUCCCAUCCUUGGACCAAUUGAAGGUAAUCGAUUGUACUAGGAUGAUAAGUUUUUGUGCAGGUACCGUAAAAGCAGACAAAUUGUCUCAAGUUCAAUUUGACUGGGACGAAGAUCCUAUUCCAGUUAAAAAUGAUCUUAACUCUACCAUGCGAGAAGUAUUUCUGGCAAAGAUUUUUAUUCUUGACCUCGGAAAAGAGCCCGAAUUAGAAGAGAUAUGGCUUCCCACAGUGUCAAUCCCAAACAAGUGCUUCAGUGAGUUGGUCUCUUUGACUGUGGCCGGUUGCCAAUUUUUAUCAGAUGCAGUACUACCCUCCCAUUUACUUCCUUUGUUUACUGAAUUGAAAACAUUGAAAGUUCGAAAGUGUGAUUACGUGAAAACCAUAUUUGAUGUGAAAGGUAUAACACUAGGCACACAAAUGACAACUAUGGGACCACCUAUUUUCCCCCUCGAGAUAUUGACUUUAUCGGAUCUACCAAAUCUGGAGAAUAUUUGGAAUGGAGAUCCUCAUGGAAUUCUAAGGAUGCAACUUGUACAAGUUCAUGUUGACAAAUGUAAAUGCCUUGCAAGUGUGUUCCCCACAUCAGUAGCCAAAGAUCUUGAGAAACUUGAAAAACUAGAUUUGCAACAAUGUGAAGGGUUGAUGGAAAUUGUUGCUGAGGAUAAUGCGGAUUCAAGAGAAACGUUCCUACCUGUGAGGUCAUUGAUACUAUGUGAUUUGCCCAAGUUCAAGUAUAAUGGUACAUGUUGCACUCAUGAUGCAACAACAACAUUUGAGAUUACACCCGACUUAGAGCAUCUAACACUGGAUGCUAAUGAACUGAAGAUGAUUUCGCAAGGAGAAUUUCUGGGAAACCUUUUACCCAAGUUAAAAGUUCUUGCUCUUUUAUUUCAUAUCAAGUCUGAUGAAUUUGUACAACACAUGCCCAAUGUAGAGAAGCUUGAGGUGCAUGAUGGUUCCUUCAAGGAGAUUUUCUGCCUUGCAGAGCUGAAAGAAUUACGCUUGAAGUCCCUUGAAGAGAUUGUUCCCAUUGGGUUAGAGAGCUCUUGGAUUGAGUCCUUUGUCAAAAAUAUAGAAAGCUUUGGAGUAAUAAGUUGUUUUAGUUCAACAAGCUUGGUGCCAUGCACAGUGUCUUUCUCCAAUUUGACACAUUUGGAACUAAAUCAAUGCAAUGGGCUAUUACAUUUGUUCACAUCCUCAACAGCCAAAAAUUUGACUCAGCUCAAAACAAUGGAGAUAGCACAUUGUUAUUCAAUUGAAGAGAUAGUAGUGUGUAAUAAGGAGGGGGAUGAAUCAAAUGAGGAUGAGAUAAUAUUUCUGAAGCUCAACUCUUUAAAUCUAGAAAGGUUAUCAAAGCUCAAAAGCUUCUACAGAGGGAGUUUAAGUUUUCCAUCCUUAGACCAAUUGAAGGUAAUCGAUUGCACCAGGAUGAAAACUUUUUGUGCAGGUACCGUAAAAGCAGACAAAUUGUCUCAAGUUCAAUUUGACUUGUGCGAAUAUCCUAUCCCAGUGAAAAAUGAUCUAAACUCUACUAUGCGGAAAUGGAAGGCAUAUUAAAUUAAAGGUCGGGUUAAGACACCAUUAUUGCAGUAAGAUGGUAAAGAGAGUUUGAUGAAGAUGAACAAAAGUGGUCAUGUUUUACUAUACGUAUGUUUGUGUUAAAAAUAAAAAAUAAAAACGUGUGAUUACUGGUUUUAUUAUGUUGAUGAUGAAAUAAAUUGUUAUAUUUUACAGAUUAUGUAAUGUGUGUGAUUACAAGUGAUAAACGGUCACGGAGAACAAAAGAUGAAGUGAUGAACUGUAUCCAUUAAGUAUUGUCUGUAUUGUUUGAUGCAUUGACAAAAAUGUUAAAAAAAAUGUAUUUUGUGUGUUAUAUUUGUUCAA
Messenger RNA from Cajanus cajan (pigeon pea), 7152 nucleotides. The record is from RefSeq and is a predicted model, not a curated record. Lineage: Eukaryota; Viridiplantae; Streptophyta; Magnoliopsida; Fabales; Fabaceae.